GGGGAAACGGGACGCUUAGUACAAGACAAACGCCAGAGAAGCAGUGUGUAAGUGAGGAAAAUUCACAAUAUUCCUCAAAAAACCGAGGAAAAUGACGCGUCUCUGUAUCUGUGAGAUGUGCAGCUGUGGCCGCCACCGUUGCAUACACCAGCCCACAGCACUUUACAAGAAAGGCAGCAAGACUAAUGUGUUGUCAGAGUACUCAGAGAAGUAUCCUGCCUAUAAAGGGCACACGCGGCCCAAGAGUGUCAAGCCCCCACUGCAGUAUAAAGCUCAUCAGGACACGAUGGAAAGAACAACCACCUUCAGGACAGACUAUGUCCCGUAUGUGGUCACCCGUCGCCCUGAGAAACCGCAGGCCGAGUACAAGCCCAAGCCUGGAGAGAUUGACUUAGGAACGACCUAUAAACAAGACUUCAACCCAUAUGAAGUGCAACCAUUUGUUCCUUCACGUCCGAAAGAGAGAGUACAUACCACAGAUGUAAAACUGGACACCAUACCCACCUAUAAAGAGGAUUUUCGUCAGUGGGAGAUCAGCAGACGGGAAUUGACUAAGCCUGACACACCGUAUCAACCCCCUGUUACAAAGUUUGGGAAUUCCACGACAUUCCAGGACGAUUUCGUCCACAGAGGCCUUGUUCCACGUGAGAGCUACAAGCCCCCAAGCAUAGCCAAGCUAUCCGAUGCUCCUUUCGAAAACAUGACCAGCAACAAGCUCUCCUAUGUUCCGCACGCUCUAGAAGCCCGGUAUGUUAAACCGCCAGUUGAAUACAAACCCAACAGCCAACCUUUCCAGGACCUCACCACCCAUCGACAAGACUAUCAAGGCCUGCCGAGUCAGCUGACCAAAAGCUGCAAGCCUGAGCCGCUCAAAGUGGCCUCCAACAAGCCCUUCCAGGGCAGCACGGAAUUCCGCGACCGUUUCCAGCAGUGGCCCGUGUCCCUCCGGCAGGUGCAGAAGUCGGUGGAGUAUAUGAUUCCAACAGAGCACAUGGACCUGACUACCACCUCGCACACCGACUACAUCAAGCACCAAAUCCAGCCCUUCCUUUCCGCCAAACCCUUCUUACUUCCCACUAAGUCCUCCACGCCCUUUCAGGGCAGCACCACCAUGAGAGACGACUUCCAGCCGUGGGCAGCACCCCGUCAAAGCAUGAUCCGGAAACCAGAGGAAAUCCAGCGAGCCAGUGGGAAAAUGGAAGAUCUGACCACCUUCAGGGCUCAUUUCAUUCAGCAUGAAGCUCAGCCUAGUUUCAGCUUCAAGCCCCAAAACGCACCGCUGCGGACCGACGCUCCCCUACAGAACGACACCAUGUACCGCACCGAGUUCACACCCAAGAAGAUCAGCAUGUGUCCGGCCAGUUUCGAGUCUCCGCCGGGGUUUGUUUUCGAUAAUUACGAUGAUCGAGGCCACCGCUUCUUCCGCAAGAUGACGUCUGCUGACAAGAUUGAGACGCCGCAGGAAAUGGUCUUGACAGCUUAAGAAAGUCAUCAUGUUGUUUCUAUAAAAGGAAACUAGCAUACAGUGUGAUCUCUCUAAUUUAUUGUAAUCCUACGGGGAAUCGUAAUGAAUUACGGUUAAAGGUCAGUGGGUUGAACUAUCUUUCAUAAAACAUUGAUUAUGCAGUUUAAAAUUUUAGCUAGUUUUAAAUUUUCAAUAGGAUGAAACUGCAGUACAGUUGUAGGCUAUAACAGUGAGUACUAUAAUAUGUCAUAAAUCAGUUUUUGACAAUACCAAUUAAUUAGUUCAGUAUCAAAAUCACUUCUACACUACUAUAUAAAAGUUUGCGAUGAGUUUAAAAUGAAAUUCAAUUAUAAUGUUUCAAAGGAUGUCUAUUUCAAAUAAAUGCUGUUCUUUUGAAGAAUCUUUUAAAAAAAAUGUAUCACGGUUAAGUUAUAUGAAGCAGCACAACUGUUUUCAACAUUGAUAAUAAUCAGAAAUGUUUCUUGAGCAGCAAAUCAGCAUAUUAGAAUGAUUUCUGAAGGUGUAAUGGAGCAAUGAUGCUGAAAAUUCAGCUUUGCAUCACAGGAAUAAAUUACAUUUUAAAAUGUAUUGAAAUAGAAAAUAGUUGUUUUAAAUUGUAAUAA
Molecule: messenger RNA, 2088 nt
Organism: Onychostoma macrolepis
Lineage: Eukaryota; Metazoa; Chordata; Actinopteri; Cypriniformes; Cyprinidae
Gene: saxo2
Product: stabilizer of axonemal microtubules 2
Exons: 4
Coding region: 92-1483 (463 amino acids)
Biological process (GO): microtubule anchoring
Cellular component (GO): ciliary basal body; centriole; cytoskeleton
Molecular function (GO): microtubule binding
Source: RefSeq, a predicted model, not a curated record